AUGCAUCCAAGUGAGGCGGGGAAAAGGCGGCCCGAGAACGUGGGGCUAUACAACUUCUACAGCAACAUCAUCCCGAGCCAGUCCAUCCGAACGGCGAUCUACACAAACAUAAAAGGAAACAGGAAGAAAUAUUUGCUCUACGCAUGCAGCAACUACCUGAACGUCUGCUCAGUGGAUAAGGAUGGCUUUACAAGUGACUACAGCAAGCAUGCAGUAUUUGCUGAGAUUCUAGAGCUGAGGGAAUACAUCCCAGAAAAGCUAGCUGAUUCAGGCAUAAGGGAAAAUAUAAAAUCGUUCGUUUUUUUACUGACGAGGAAAUACAACUUGCUGCUGCUCCAUUUUGAUGUGAAGCUGAACGACUUCGUCACCAUCUCGCAGGUUAAUUUACACGAAAUGAAUGGCAUGAAUAUAGAAGAAGACAUCACUCUCCUGUUGGACGAUCGGAACCGGACGCUCCUAUUCUACGGGUACAAAAGCAUACUCAAGUAUAUUCACAUAGACUAUGAUGACUACUUUAAUUUGAGCCACAUCUACACGUUGAGGCUGGACGAGGGCCUGGUCAUCGACAUCAUCUUUUUGAAGUUCAAACAGGGGGGGGGUAGCGCAGCAGGGGGAAGGAGCGGCGCAGCGGUCGGCGGUGCAGCAGUCGGCGGCGGACGGGGCUGCGACGGGGGGGAGGACCGAGUGAAGGCCCCCCAGCUAAGCACCGGCAAGCACAGCGUCGACACACAUGACGAGCCGGCAGAUGAGCCAAAUGCCACUGCAAAGGGAGAGCCCCUCCGAAGCAGCGCCAAAGGAAGAGGUGAUCCUUUCGACGAAGACCUAAUAAUUGGCACUAAAACGGAAGGGAGAAGCAACGCCCCCGAGGGGAGCAUUAAACAGGAGAGCAGAAGCAGUGCCGUCGAUGGCCAGUACACCACCGUAGAACGAAUCAAGAGGCAGUACGCAGAUAAGACGGCGCCCCUGGAUCACGACCAAUCUGUAAAGGGAACUUUCUCCAAAAACGAAGAAAGGGGAACAUCAAAUAUGGGGGUGAAGAAAGAGCUCAAUGAAUGGACUUGCAAAAGUGAAAAUCAGAUUCAGGAUGGGCAUCCCCAAAUGGACACCUUCAUGGGUAGUUUUUUUGCAGACAGUUUUGCAGAUGACACCCAUUGGGGUAAUAACGACUCGAGAAGACAGAACAGCACCCAUGGAUCCCUUCAAAAGGGAAGGAAAAAAGAGAAAAGCAAAAUAAGUGCCACAAUAUGUGUGCUGUAUGACGCCAAGAAGAAGGAAUCCACCACCUACGAGAGGUACAUACGGCUGAUCCGUUUAUACUCUCUAAGUGAUGAGAAGCGUACCGGCAGUUUGGGUGAAAUAAGCCCCUCCAUUAACCCACGGGUAAAAAAUGGGCUCAGUCAACACGGGCAGGUACAAACCAGCGGUGCUUCCUACCCACACGGAAACGAAGCCGUAUGUGUAAACGGACCUAAAGAUGAAGAAAAUGAAAAGUGCAUCCACCUGAUGUACUACAAACCCGUAGUGGUCGACUCGAGCAUAAACAAGCUCCUCUGCUUCGCCAGAAAUAAACUCAUGUUGGUGGGCUUCCAAUUCAUUAGCUAUAUUAAUUUAGAAAAUGACAAGGACAGGAACUUCUUCCUCAGCUCCGAGCUAAGAACCAUUCGGUGCAUUGAGCACCUGAGCAGAAAUAAAUUCAUUUUGUCCGACGAUUAUGGGGACCUGUUCAUUUUAACUUGCCUUUAUGAGUCCACCCCGUCUUCGCUCAGGAUGAAAAGCGAUCGUGGCAGCAAUGCGGGCAGCGGCAUGGGAAGCGGCAUCGGAAGCGGCAUCGGAAGCGGCAUCGGCAGCGGCAUCGGCAGCGGCAUCGGUAUCAACAGUCGCAUCGUCAGCAGCAUCUUCAGCGGCGUGGACAACCGCGCGCGCACCACCAGCUGCAGCAACAUCAACUCCAUCACCCUGCAGUUCAUAGGCACCUGCUCCAGGUCCAACGUGAUUGUGUCCCUCUUCCCCGACAUCAUCUUCCUGGGCUCCCAAGUGAGCGACAGCUAUUUGCUGCGCAUGCACAACUACCCCGUGUGUGAGUACGAAGACUACAACCCCGUGGAGCCCCCCCCCCUCGCGGGCCACAGCGGUUUCCAUUGUUUGCUGAGCGGUGGGCACGUCGGGGGCGGGGUGCCUGACCAUGGUUCGAUCGAUGAGGGCGCAGCGAGCGAGGUGAAUCUGGCCAAUGUGGCCAAUGUGGGCAGCAGUGCCAAUGUAGUCAGUGGGGCGAAGAGCAGCUGCCGACCGAGCCACUGCUACGACGAAAACGCGCGUCGACACCGAAGCGAGCGCCUGGACAGCGUGGACAGCGUGGACAGCGUGGACAGCGGCGCCCUUAACGCAGAAGAGGGGGACCCCGCCCUGCACCCCAGCAGUUGCACACAAAGCAUGCAAGAAAGGAAAAAAAAAAAAAAAAAAUUUUUCAUCGAAAUUUUAGCAGUUAUACAAAACAUGGGACCCAUCCUCGAUUUCUGCGUUGUGAAAAAUAAAAAUGGCGAAAAGGAGAUCAUCACUUGCAACAGUUACGGAAGAACGGGGUGUAUUUCCAUCAUAAGGAAUGGGAUGAAGGUGAACAUCAUUUCGAAGCUAAGCUUGGGGAAAAUCACUAACAUGUUCGUCGUCAAAUAUGUCAUCCACCUGAGGAAGAGUUCCCCUACUGGGACUUCUGGGGUGGAGUACAUCCCCGGGGGGGGACCCUCACAGAAGAGGAACAUCCACGGGGAGGAAAAAUCCCGAAGGGAUGAGAAUGCCCCCCCUCUCAAUGGUCACAACAGUAACAACAGUAAGAAGAAGCACUCUUUACGAAGCCAUAUGUCCCCCCCUGAUGAGGAGGAAAAACGGAAGAAGCCGCCCCUACACUUCCAAGCAUUCGCCUAUCUAAAUGAAAAAAACAGUGUAGAAAUAAAGGACAUCAAUUUGUGCUUUUUAAAUAAAUAUUAUUUCCAAAACGAAAACGAUAUUGACGUUUUGAAUUAUGCCAAUUUUAUUUAUUUUCACAUCUUCAUCAUAUGUCUGUCUUAUGGAUUUCACACCAAGGUGGUGGGAGUGUGUAGGGAGACCCCGGGGGCAAGGGCUGAGAGGGGCAGACGCGGUGCGUCCAGGGAGGCCACCUCAAAUUUCGGGGAACACCCACAUGGGAAGAAGUACCACCCCUUCAACGGCGACAAUGACGAUGAUGAUGGGGAUCCGACCAACCGCACACAUGAGUUCUUCCCGAAUUGUUACCCCUUUGCCAGUGGAGGACCCCCCAACAGCCACAACGAAAUAUGCCUCUGCGAGUAUAAAGACGUAGACGUGGACCUCACCAGCAACACGAUACACUUUAGCGUGUUGAAGAACUUCCCCUACGUCGUGCAAGUGACCAAUCGGAACAUCAAUCUCCUUUGCUGCUUGUCUCUCAAAAUGGUUUACCAAUUGGCGAAGGAAUACAUUUUCAGGUUUUGCCUCUACAGCGACUACCUCUAUGUUUAUUGUGACAGGGGCAUCGAGGUGUACUCCGUGGAGGAGAAGCGCCUGCAGAUUUUGCACACCUACGAGGUGCGCGGGACGAUUAGCUCCCUCGUGGUGUAUAAAAGUUUGAUGGCCUGCGUGUUCGACUGCCGGGAGGUGGCCCUGCUCAACAUAGACCACGCGGCGCUCCACCGGAUUAGGGCCGCGGCCCGCGGGGAGGAAGAAGCGGAGAAGAAAGAGGAGCAAAAGAAAGAGGAGAAGAAAGAGGAAACAAAUGAGGAGAAACACAUCCCUAUGAACGACGCACCGCUCAACGCGCCGCUCAACUUUCCGCUCAACUUGCCCAACCGCGGGGGCGUGUUCGCCCAGGCGCACCUCUACACCCCCGCGCUGGACUACUUCGUCUUCAUAUCGGACGUAGAGGUGCUGGAGCUCAACGAUAAUGUGUACCUCUUCGUCGGGUACAGCAGCGGCGUUGUGGAGUACUUUCUGCUGUGCGCGGAUAGGCGGGGGGGGCAGGCAGCUCGGGUGGGAGGCAAGAAGGAAGCCAAAGGGGAAGGAAAGAAGGGAGGAAAAAGGGAAGGAAAGAAGGAAGGCAAAACGGAAUUCCAAACGGAAUUCCAAACGGAAUGCCAAACGGAAUGCCAAACGGAAUGCCAAACGGAAUGCCAAACGGAAUGCCAAACGGAAUGCCAAACGGAAUGCCAAACGGAAUGCGAACCGAAGAACCAACUCGCCUGCACUGAGCGCCCCCCACGGAGGCGCCGCACCCACGGCAACCUGUUCAGCCUGCACAAAUCCUACCUCAAAAAAAAAGAAGAAAGCAUACGGUGCAUUUAUCGAGACGAGCUCAUGAAUAGGGAGAAGCAGCCCCCACACAGCUACAGAAUUAAAAUCACAGACACUAUGAAGAAGAAGAAAAAGGAAAAAAAAUACAAAAGGGCUCUAAUCAAGUACAUGUCCGAAACUCAUGCGAAUGUGCUUCCGUUCUUCAACAGUAAGAAGAACCUUUUCACCAGUUUAUCCGAUUUGCAUAGUCUUUGUGUUGGGGACCAGGAGGAUGAAGUUCUGCUCGACGCUGGCUUGUUUCACCACGCGGAGCCUGCGUCGGACACGUUUGUCGGCAUGGAGGACAUUUUGCAGGGGGGAAGCGGCGUCCAGAACGCUGGAGGUACCUCUCAAUGGGAUGGACGCACCUCUCAACCGGAUGAGGACUCGGACCAGCUGAGCGAGUGCAGCCACUACCUCAAUUGCGCCGGCGUGCCAUCCAGGCUGACGAACAGAACCGCCAGGAGGAGCCCAAAUGGUAGAAACCAUCGCAGAGAAGUGAGCCUCCACCGGAAGAAGCUCAAAUACUACUUUCAGUUUUUUCAAAUUUACGGCAUGUCAUCUGAAGAAUCGUCCGAGGAGGACGUCUUGAACUUCCGCACCUUCGAAAUGCUGGACGACAAAAUGAGGCAGAGGAGGGAAACCCUUAACCCCAGGGAAAAUGCAAACUGUGGGAGUAGCUACUGCGGUGGUGAAAGUAGUGGAAGCAGCAGGUAUAUCUUUCGCGACGAGGCGCGCAGCCACGUGGGGGGGAAGAAGCGCACUUCAUGGGAGAAGAAGCCAUCCUCAGGGGGGAAGAAACUCUCCUCGGGGGGGAAGAAGCCCUCCUCGGGGGAGAAUCACACCCCGUUGAGCAGGACUCCCCACCCCCCAAGCGCGUCGUCCGAUUCUAAUGCUGAUGGCAGCCAUGCACCCACUUCAACACUGGGGAGGGCCGUCAACCUGAACCACGAAAUGGUUAGCGAACAGUGCCCCCCCGGCGCUACCCACGAUGGAAGGAGGAGAUCCUCGCACGGGGAGGCGAAGCUGAAAGUCCCCAGGAUUUCCAGCUCAGUGGACGAGAUGGAUGCGGAUGACCCGGAAAGGAACGCGACAAAGGAGGAGGGGUCGACGGGAGAUCCCACCUCAGUGGGGAGGGAAGCGAAAAGGGGGAAGGAUAAACCGGACCUGAGUGACGCAAUUCUGGGAAGGGGGAAAGUGUGCAAAGAGGAGGAGCCUUCCACUGAUAAGCGGUCGGACUGCCGCUCCCCUGAUGGCCAGUCGGACUGCCCCCGCGCGGCUCGCAAAACGGACAUAAACAACGAGGAGUACCAGCUGGAAAAAAUGAAGAACAAAGCGAAUUUGACCAGACGGGAACUCAAGCAGAUGAAGGAAAAGGAGGAAAUCCUCAGCGACAUCUUCCAAAGGAAAAUAAAAAAACAGUACAGCGAUGUCUACGUCCGAGAAAAACAAAUGGGUUCAGGAAAAUACAGUGACGUAGAUGCACAGGUAGAUGCAGAAAUCUCAUCAGAUGCAUCAGUCUGUUUUAAAAAUUUAAAUAACAUUCUCUUCGACGAAAAAGUGUACCUAAAAAGUUACGUAGUGAAAAGUAAAAAGAUUAUGCUAACCAAGAGGAGGAAAAUCUCUACCUGUACCAACAGCCCAGUAAAGUUUAAAGCUUUUCUGAAGGUUCAUUCGGAGAGGAACCAAAUUGAUGUAAACAUGAGCAAGCUGACGAAGAGGUGCAAUUUCCUCUUCGUCUGUUGUGACAGCCCUAUUAUUAUAUACUCUACUUUGAAGAAGAAACUGUCCAUCUCCAAACUCUCCAUCAGAAAUGUACAUCUCGUCGAUAUGUUUAGCGAUUUCAAUUAUUUGAACCCCUUCCAUAAUUUCCUUUUAUUUAAAAAAAAAAACCAAAACAACUCCUAUUUUAUUUUCUUCGAUGGAAAUCAACUGUGCAUUUCGUACCUCAACGAGAUGAAGAAAACCUUUAUGGAGAGAAUCCCCUUCCAUAGGACUGUGGAGAAAAUUGCCUACCACGCUGAUACCGGAUUGCUCAUUACGGCCUGCCCGGUGGAGGAGAAGCACAAGACCAACCAGAUGAUGAAGCAAAUCGUCUGCUUCUUCGACCCCUUUCAGAACUCCUUCAAGUACACGUAUAUCAUUCCCUCCAAGUUUAGCGUCUCCAGCAUUUGCAUUUACGAACUGGCGCCCAGCUCGGGGGGGGCCUCCAUGGGUGAAAUGGAGCAGACGAGCCAAAUGGGCCAAAUGGAGCAGACGAACCAGACGAACGAGCUGAAGCCGAGUCACCCGGAGGAGCGGACCGACGCCCCCCCCGUGCGCACACUCAUCUGCGUGGGCACGGCCAACAACAACGAGCGCAUCACGGAGCCCUCCUCCGGACACAUCUACGUCUUCGUGGCCAAGAAGCAGACCAACCAGUUCGAAAUCAAGCACGUCUACACCUACAACGUCAGCUGCGGCGGGAUCACCCACUUGAAGCAGUUCCGCGACAAGAUCGUCGCGGCGGUGAACAACACGGUCGUCAUCCUCGACAUCGGGAACUUUCUGGCCAACCUGGGCGCGUACAUCUACAACUCCAGCAAAGCCAUCAAAAUAGAAAGCAACGAUGCCUUCCUGGAGGUGGCCUCCUUUACGCCGAGCUCCUGGAUCAUGAGUCUGGACGUCGUAGAAAACUACAUCGUCGUCGGCGACAUCAUGACGUCAGUGACCCUCCUGUCUUACGACUUCGAAAAUGCCAUUCUCAACGAAGUGUGCCGGGACUACGCCAACAUUUGGUGCACAUCCGUCAGUGCCCUGUCGGAGAACCACUUCCUGGUCUCGGACAUGGAGUCCAACUUCCUCGUCUUGCAAAAGUCAAACAUCAAGUUCAACGACGAAGAGUCUUUCAAGCUAUCGCUCGUUUCACAAUUCAACCACGGGAGCGUCGUCAACAAAAUGUUUUCGACGUCCUUGAGGAACCUGGUCGACGACGAGGAGCGCCGAAACGAAAUUCUGCAGAAGGAGCAGAGCAUCCUGUGCGCCUCCAGCGAAGGCUCGAUCAGCGCCCUCAUUCCCUUCUCCAACUUCCUGCAGUUCAAGAGGGCCCUGUGCAUCGAAAUUGCUAUCAACGACAAUAUCUCGUCCCUCGGGAAUUUGAGCCACAGCUCUUACCGAGAGUACAAAGUCAGCUUGGCCUCCAAAAACUGCAAGGGGGUAGUCGACGGGGAGCUCUUCAAGAUGUUCUUUUACCUGCCCUUCGAGCGGCAGCUGAAGACGUACAUUUACGCCAAGUGGAUCGCCAAGAAGCUGAAUUGCAAACUUGGAAGCUUCGAACACUUCAUGCUGGACAUAGAGAAUCUGUGUGGCCUUCUGUGA
Molecule: messenger RNA, 7677 nt
Organism: Plasmodium vivax (malaria parasite P. vivax)
Lineage: Eukaryota; Apicomplexa; Aconoidasida; Haemosporida; Plasmodiidae
Exons: 10
Coding region: 1-7677 (2558 amino acids)
Biological process (GO): mRNA splicing, via spliceosome
Cellular component (GO): U2 snRNP; nucleus
Molecular function (GO): protein binding; U2 snRNA binding
Source: RefSeq, a predicted model, not a curated record